Messenger RNA from Entrophospora candida, 1900 nucleotides. Lineage: Eukaryota; Fungi; Glomeromycota; Glomeromycetes; Entrophosporales; Entrophosporaceae. The record is from the annotation of a GenBank genome assembly.
CCAGCCGAAAAACCAGCAGAGAAGCCAGCCGAAAAACCAGCAGAGAAGCCAGCCGAAAAACCAGCAGAGAAGCCAGCCGAAAAACCAACUGAGAAGCCAGCCGAAAAACCAACUGAGAAGCCAGCCGAAAAACCAACUGAGAAGCCAGCCGAAAAACCAGCAGAGAAGCCAGCCGAAAAACCAACUGAAAAACCAACUGAAAAGCCAGCUGAAAAACCAACUGAAAAGCCAGCUGAAAAACCAACUGAAAAGCCAGCUGAAAAACCAACCGAAAAACCAACCGAAAAACCAACUGAAAAACCAACUGAAAAACCAAUUGAUGUUCCAAAAGCAAAACCGACUGGAAAACCAACUGAUGUUCCAAAAAUAGAUGAUCCAAAAACAAUAACAACUGAAGAACCAGCUGAAAAACCAACUGAAAAACCAAUUGAUGUUCCAACUGAUGUUCCAACUGAUGUUCCAACUGAUGUUCCAACUGAUGUUCCAAAGGUAAAUGAUCCAAAGGUAAAUGAUCCAAAGGUAAAUGAUCCAAAAACAAAACCAACUGAUGCUCCAAAAGUAAAACCAAAACCAACUGAAAAACCAAUUGAUGUUCCAACUGAUGCUCCAAAGGUAAAUGAUCCAGAGGAUCCAAAAACAAAAACAACUGAGGAACCAGCUGAAAAACCAACUGAAAAACCAAUUGAUGUUCCAACUGAUGUUCCAAAGGUAGAUGAUCCAAAAACAAAAACAACCGAAGAACCAGCUGAAAAACCAACUGUAAAACCAAUUGAUGUUCCAACUGAUGUUCCAAAGGUAGAUGAUCCAAAAACAAAAACAACCGAAGAACCAGCUGAAAAACCAACUGUAAAACCAAUUGAUGUUCCAACUGAUGUUCCAGCAAUUACUAAUAACCCUCAAACCAGUGAUGAAAAAGAGACCACCACUAAAACGACUAUUAACAUCGAUACACCUACAGUUACCAAUACUAACACUGAUACACUCACAAAUUCACCCGUGGAUAGACCUACAGACACCAAUACACCUACAAAGACCAAUAUCAACACAGGUACUAAUACUGAUAAAACUUCAACAGCUGAUCCAACAGUUACUCCAAUAAAUGACCCUAAUAGUAAUAAUCCUGCAAAGAGCAAUCCUGUAGAGUCUAUAACAACGAGCGAUAACGGAUCAAGCAAUACUGAAACCGCAACUGAUCAAUUUAUUCCACCUACAACUUUACCAAUCAAGGUGACAACUUUGUCUAAAAAUGAGAAUGAAGUGGCUACCACUACUACAUUUGCACCAGAUCUACCUAGGGUUAUUGUUAGUGAUAAUAAUGAAUCACCACCACCAAAUAGUGUCUUCAUAAAAAUAAAAUUACAACUUCCAUGGGAUAAAAUAGUUGCAAAUGAUGUUGUACCAGUUCAAAUUAUGGAUUUCUUGCCUAAAGAUCUUGCGAAGGCAGGAGGAAUUCCAUCUGAAGAUAUCAAGCCUAUUUCAUUAGAGGCUUCUGAUGGUGGAGAAGUUUUGCUUAAUAUCGCUAUCCCAGGAAAUAAAGUUAAUAUUAUUAAUGAUGUGAUAAAAAAUCCUACAAGUUCUUUUUAUACAAAUGCUACUACGCCAGAGUUAAAUCAUAGCGUAGAUUCAACAAGUUUAGUUAAUGGACCAAUACUUCCCAAUAGUACACAAGGUGAUUCAUCAGAUUCAUCAAACAAAGGUUUAGUAAUAGGAUUGGCAGUAACUGGCUCAGCUUUAUUAUAUGCAGGAUUGACAGCAUUGGUUAUAAGAGCAUAUAGACGAAGCAAAUUAAGAUCUUUGCAGCAACAAAAUGAUGCUAAUUAUAAUUAUGGAGCAGAUCUUGGAACUGGAAUUAAUAAUGUUAACGAUAUCGGUGAUGGUGGCAACGGCGGUGUUGAUAUGA